AUGGCGCUCCGCGCCGCCCUGCUCUUGAGCUUCCUGCUGUCCGUCUGGGCGGGCAGCCGCUGUCCCAGCGAGUGCUCCUGCUCCAAGUCGGCCCAAGUGGAGUGCUCCGGCGCUCAGAUCGCGGAAAUGCCCGCGCCGAUGCCCGGCGAUGCCAUGAGCCUGCAGGUGGUCAACACGCGACUGGCCGCCCUGGGCCCCGCGGCCUUCGGCAACGCCUCGCAGCUCAUUGCGCUGCGGAUAGAGAAGAACCUCCUGGAGCGCCUCAGCCCCGGCGCCUUCCGGCCCCUGGCCUCCCUGCGCUACCUGAGCCUGGCCAGCAACCGGCUGCAGGAGCUGCCGCCGGAAAUCUUCCGGCCGCUGGCCCGGCUGGAGGCACUGCUGCUGUCGGGGAACCAGCUGCUCCGCAUCCAGCCCGCCCACUUCGCCGGGCUGAGCGCGCUCAAGGAGCUGCAGCUGCACGGGAACCGCCUGCAAGCCGUGCCCGCAGGCGCCUUCGAUCAGCUGCCCAACCUGGCCCGCCUCAACCUGGCCCGCAAUCGGCUGGUGCGCCUGCCGCCCCGCCUCUUCGCGCCGCUGGGGCGCCUGCAGGUGCUGCGCCUCUACGAAAAUCAGCUGGCCGAGCUGCAGCCCCGAGCCUUCGACGGCCUGGGCGAGCUUCAGGAACUGGCCCUCUACCAGAACCGGCUCCGGCAGCUCCCCGCCGGCCUCUUUGCCGGCCCGCGCCGGCUGCAGAAGCUGCUGCUCUCUGGCAACAGCCUGGAGGCGCUGCCCGAGGGGCUCCUGAUGAACCUGCCCGAGCUCUCGCGGCUCUCGCUCUUCGGAAAUGCCCUGCGCGAGCUGCGACCCGGCACCUUCGGCCUGAUGCCGCAUCUGAAGGAGCUGUGGCUAGCCGACAACCAGCUGGCCGCCCUGCCCGGCGGCGCCCUAGCCAACCUCACGGCGCUGCAGGUCCUGGUCGUGAGCAGGAACCGCCUCCGCUCGGUCGCCGCCACGGCCUUCGCCGGCCUGGACGACCUCCAGGAGCUGGCCCUGCACUCCAACCGGCUCGCCACGCUGGACGGGGAGAUCUUGCGCGGCCUGACCAGGCUGCAGAACCUCUCCUUACACAGCAACCAGCUAGCCGCCUUGCCCACGCGCCUCUUCCAUCGGACGCCCGGCCUGCGGGCCCUUCAGCUGCAGAACAACUCUCUGGAGGCGCUCCCCGCCGGCAUCUUCGACCGGCUGCCGGACCUGCGCGACCUCCAGCUGCACGACAACCCCUGGCGCUGUGACGCCGCCCUUCGGGCGCUCCGGCGCUGGCUGCGGGAGAACAGGUCCCGCCUGGGCGGGGGAAGCGACCACCCCCGCUGUGCCGCGCCGUCUUGGCUGCUGGGCCGGUCCCUGCUGGAGCCGGAGGCCACGACCUUCGGUCCCGAGGUCUCCCCACUGCCCGAGGGCCGGGGAACCGCCGGGAGCCGGACGGAGGCCCCUUCCCGGCGCGAGCCGAGGCCGGAAACGCCCCCGCCCGGACGCUUGCAGCCUCCGCUGGGUAGCGAGCCGGGCAGCGCGGACAUCGCUCAAGAGUUCCCGGAUGAGGGCCCUGAAACGGGGCGAUCGGGAGGCGGGAUUUGGGGCCUGACCCGCACCCAGACGGGGGUCGUGGUCACCUGCCUCGUGGUGGCCUCUGCCCUGCUCCUGGGGGCGGUGCUGGCUGCAGGCGUCUACGGCUCCAGGCGAAAGCGCUCGACGCGGGCCAAAGCAUAGGCCCACGACGGGCUCUCCCGGUUCGCGCCCGUUCUUCCAACAGCCACGCGUUCGCUCGCCCCAUCCCGCCGGCCCUCCCCCGGGCACCGGCUCAGCAGCGGACCCGGAGCGCGGCAGCCCUAGGCGCGCCGAGCCGACUAUUGUCCCGGCGGAACUGAGCCCUGCCGGAAGCCCGCGCUCUUUCUCCAGAGCGCGGGGGCCGCAUGGCGCUUCCUGGGGGACAGGAAGCCCCGAGUGACGCCCAGGAGCGCGCAGCAGGACGGCGUAGAAAGGCUGGGCGGUGCCUGGUCCCCAGACUGGGAAGUUGGGGUCAGCUCCAGGCGCUUAUGGAACGGCGCCAACCCAACCCGCGCCUUUUGCACGCCGGAGGCAAGCCCCGGGCUGUUCGAAGGGGCAGGAACCCCAUGCAAGCUCACCGUCCCGAAAGAAGGCUCUUGACUCCCGAACCAUGGAUUCCAAGCGUCUGGAGCUUGCUCCGGUCACCACCGAAGGCCCGGGGCUCCGGGGCGAGUUGGGUGCUCCGGUGGUGGCGCGAUUCUCACGCUCCCCAUAGAAGUGCGCAGAAGGUCAGCUGGUUCUUUCUAGGGAGGAAGACUCCCCUCCGGGUAGCCCCGUCGCUGACCGAUAGGGAACCGGACUAGUCAAGCGCUGACCUGGCAAGAGCGGCCCUCCCUGGUUGGGAAAGGCCCGACGGUCUCCCGCUGCCCUCUUAGGGCGAGGCUGGUGCUCCAGACACAUCUGGCAUCGACCGGAAUGGGACCCGGGCUCAGGCGCCGGGCGGCAACGCAGCAAUGAUUGAGCGUCGCGGGAAUGCGCGUGUUUCGCGGCCAGGGUAGUCUCAUUCUCCGGGAGCCUGGGAGAGAAAGGACCCCGGGCUCAGUCUUCUACGGUGAAGAGAAUGGAGUUGGGGCACGGGGGCUGCCCUGCUUUCCCGCGCAGGGGUCGUGGAGGCUCGAAUGCGUUUUGCAUCUCCUGGCGGAACGGAAUCGGGCAAAGACUGGGAGGCUCCCGCAGUCCACCAGGCCGGGAGCUCCGCCGGCGGAGCGUGGCCCGCAGCUACGGUCGCUCCUUCGCAGCCCAGGCGACUUGGUUCGGCGAGGGGUGGAGACGGGGACAGCUCUGGGAGCGAGCGGACGAGCCCCGUGAACGCGGCUGUAGAUGGAAUGCCCGGGGCGAUUAAAGCUGCUGUUCUCACUUCA
Molecule: messenger RNA, 2942 nt
Organism: Candoia aspera
Lineage: Eukaryota; Metazoa; Chordata; Lepidosauria; Squamata; Candoiidae
Product: leucine-rich repeat-containing protein 15-like
Exons: 1
Coding region: 1-1743 (580 amino acids)
Cellular component (GO): plasma membrane
Molecular function (GO): protein binding
Source: RefSeq, a predicted model, not a curated record